AUGAGUGCCCUGUUUUCAUUUUAUGGUUACUUGAGUUUUCUUCUUGUUCUGGCCUUGUCUCAUUCAUGCAUAUCUAAUCAAAUACUACUUGAUAAUAAGGAUGUGUUAUGCAUGGAGGGUGAGAGAGGAGCACUUCUCGAGUUCAAACAGGGCCUCAUUGACGAAAUAGAUCGUCUUGCUUCGUGGGUCGGUGAGGAUAGAAACUGUUGCGGAUGGGCUGGGAUUGUUUGUGAUAAUAUCACGGGUCAUGUCCGUGGGAUUCAUCUACAGGGCGUUAUUUCUCCUGAUCUAUAUGAGGGUUGUGACCGAACACGACAGUUGGGAGGGAAUUUAAGUUCAUCCUUGUUACAUCUGAAGCAACUCAGACAUCUGGACUUAAGCUGCAACAACUUUGGAGGGAUCCAAGUUCCGGAAUUCAUUGGUUCCCUUACAAACUUGAGAUAUCUCAACAUCUCAAAGUCGUAUUUUAGUGGAAUUAUCCCUCCUCAAUUGGGGAAUCUGUCCCGAUUGCACGUCCUUGGUGUUGGAAGUAGUUUUCAUGUAUCAUAUGAAAAAACACGCGUGAUGAAUAUGCAAUGGUUGUCAAGUCUUCGUUCGUUGCAUCACCUGGAUAUGAGCGGUGUGAACCUCAGCAAAGCAAUCGAUUGGUUUCAGGUGAUCAGUACCCUUCCUUCUUUGACCGAACUACAUUUAUCAUAUUGUGAUAUUAUUGAUAUACAUCCACAUGUUCCUAGUCUUAAUAUCACAUCCCUUUCCUUGCUCGAUCUCUCUAAUAAUGAUUUGAGUAGUUUCAUGCCACAAUGGGUAUUCAGUAUAACUAAUUUGGUUUCCUUGGAUUUAUCAUGGUGUAAUAUCCAUAGCCUUAUUCAUGGCAAUAUCGAUAGCUUCCGUAACUUGACUUCUCUCAAGUCGCUUCAUGUUUCAAGGAACGAUUUCAUGAAUUCUUCAUUAGUUUUAAAAGGCUUGUCUAGUACUGUAGCUGGUAAUCUUGUGUCGUUAAAAACAAGUUUUUGUGGCGUUUCGAGUUCAGUUCUCAAUUCACUUCACAACCUAACAUCCCUUCGUAGCCUUGACCUGUCAGCAAAUGAACUCACAAAUAAAAUACCUAGAUCAGUUGUUAACAUUUGUAAUUUGAAAGAUAUUGAUUUGUCAUCAAACAAUUUUGGUAAUAUUAGUUUGAGUUAUCUUCUUGGAGAUUUUCUACAGUGCGAAUCACGUAAUGGUCGAUCUUCACACUUAGAGGAGUUAGAUGUUACUAAUAGCAAUAUUUCUGGUACAAUUCCAGAGUUCAUUGGGAAGUUAACUUCUAUGAGGAGAUUAUUACUCGGUAGGAAUAGCAUUUCUGGUCCAAUUCCACACUGGAUUGGACGAUUAUCAUCAUUGGAGCAUUUAGAGCUUUCGAAUAAUGGGUUGGAUGGUUUCCUUCCUGAUGGCCUUGGUAAUCUUUCCAAGUUAGAAUGGUUAACAUUUUCUAACAAUUUGUUGACCGGUGUCGUAACAGAAGCUCACUUUGCCAAACUAGAGAGUUUGAAGUAUCUAUAUGGAACAGGUAACAACUUAACUCUACGACCACGACUUGCAAACUGGAUUCCCUCGUUCCAGUUGCGGGAGUUGGAUUUAAGUUCUUGGGGUUUAGGGCCACAGUUUCCACUGUGGUUGCAAUCACAGACCCAUUUAAUAGAUUUGAACAUAAAAAACACAGGCAUUUCUUCAGCAAUGCCUGUCGCAUUUUUGAAAUCAUUCCCUAAUCUAUGGUCUUUAGAUAUGUCACAUAAUCAUAUCCAGGGAAUGUUGUUAGACAUCCCUGCAACACUUAGAGUACUAGACCUAAGUUUUAACGAGUUUAGCGGGGAAUUACCAAAAUUGUCUAAGGGGUCAUUUCUAUAUGUGAUGGAUCUCUCGAGUAAUAACUUUGUGGGAUCAGUUCAUCGUUUGUUGUGCUCCAAAAGUGUUAAUAAGAACCCAGAUGAUCCUACUCAAACUGCUCUUAAUUUGGGAAACAAUCAUUUGUCAGGUGUUCUCAUUCCUGAGUGCUGGGAUAAAUGGCAAGAAUUGAAUUAUUUAAACUUGGAGAAUAAUCAUUUGACUGGUGAGAUUCCGGGCACAUUGGGCCAUCUACAUCAGUUACAAUCACUGAACUUGCGUGGUAACAAGCUCUCGGGAAUACCUGCUUCUCUAAUGAAUCUUAAAUAUUUGGAGGUCCUGCAAAUUGGUAGGAAUGAACUUGUUGGAAGCAUUCCAAAAUGGUUGGGUAACCUCUCUAAUUUAAGAGAUCUCAACCUUAGAUACAACAAUCUUGGCGGAAAUAUUCCUUAUGAGCUUUGUUAUCUUACACUGGUCCAAAUAUUGGAUGUUGCGCAUAAUAAUCUAUCUGGAAACAUUCCACGAUGUUUCAACAACUUUAGUGUCCUUUCUGGCAAAGAAUAUCUCUCCAUUCUAAAUUUUGCGGGGUUCAGUAUUUCUUCUGAAGAGGUUAGUGCCAGUGAUUCAUUGGUGAUGAAAGGACGAGAAGACACAUAUGACACUAUUCUUGGAAUGGUCACGUUGUUGGACCUUUCAAGUAACAAUCUUGUUGGACCCAUUCCAAGUGAACUAACGGCUCUCGGGAAGUUACAAUCUUUGAACUUAUCAAGAAAUCAAUUGACUGGAAGGAUCCCCGAAAAGAUAGGAGACAUGAAAUCACUUGAAACUCUUGAUUUAUCACUGAACAAGCUUUCAGGGAAGCUUCCCUUGAGCCUGUCAAGAUUGACUUUUUUGCUUAGCUUCAAUGUGUCUUGGAAUCAAUUGACAGGAACGGUUCCGACAAGCAUCCAGCUUCAGAGCUUCCAUGAGUCCAGCUUCUUCAGCAACAAACUUUGUGGAGAUCCACUCAAGCGUUGUUUACCAACUGAAGUACCCAAUGAAGAAAUUCAAAAAGAAGACAAUGUAUCACAUGGAGCUACAGAUUGGGGGUUGAUUACGAGCAUUGUGGUUGGAAUAGUUGUUGGUUUCUGGGUCAUUGUGGCUCCUUUGAUGGUUAGCGAAACAUGGAGGAUCGCGUACUUUCAUUUCCUGAGUGAGCUGAGGUAUAUGGUUUACGAUAUUUUCUAUAAGUAUGUAUGGAGGCAACAUGUUUUCUAA
This is a messenger RNA of Erigeron canadensis, 3120 nucleotides long. RefSeq names its product receptor-like protein EIX1. The record is from RefSeq and is a predicted model, not a curated record. The coding region runs from base 1 to 3120 and encodes 1039 amino acids. Gene Ontology annotation, molecular function: protein binding. Lineage: Eukaryota; Viridiplantae; Streptophyta; Magnoliopsida; Asterales; Asteraceae. The transcript has a single exon.